AUGCAAAACCCAAAUAUUCUAUUUUCCAAGGCCUUUUUCGGUUUUGGAAUGAACCCAGAUAGACAACUUGAUUCUAGAAUUCCUUAUGUAGUUCCAAGCACGCAUCCUUGUAGAGGUAACGAGAAAUCAUGUCUUAUGAAGGCCAAAUUCCCCUCCAUCACUAUAUCUGCAGCCUUGGAUUUUUCGAAAAACAAUGACGCUUGGCGAUCUAGGAGAAUGAAAGCCGUGGCUGAUGAAAAUCCAGGUGAAUUAUCUGAUGAAGAUGACGAUCUCUGUCCUGUGGAUUGUGUUAGAGAAUUUAAAACUGACGAGGAAUUCUUUAGAAUCCUUGAGAAGGCCAAAGAAACUGAUUCUUUAGUGGUGGUAGAUUUUUAUCGUACUUCUUGUGGAAGCUGCAAGUACAUAGAGCAGGGGUUUCAAAAAUUGUGCAGGGGAUCUGGUGAUCAAGGGGCUGCAGUAACCUUCUUAAAGCAUAAUGUAAUUGAUGAGUAUGAUGAACAAUCUGAGGUUGCUGAACGACUUAGAAUCAAGACCGUUCCCCUCUUCCACUUCUAUAAAAAUGGAGUGCUGUUGGAAUCGUUCCCUACCAGGGACAAAGAGAGGAUUAUUGGAGCAAUUCUGAAAUACACAUCAUUCGCAGCUCAAGACACCUAA
Dovyalis caffra is the source of this 654-nucleotide messenger RNA. Lineage: Eukaryota; Viridiplantae; Streptophyta; Magnoliopsida; Malpighiales; Salicaceae. The record is from the annotation of a GenBank genome assembly.